Nymphalis io (European peacock) is the source of this 4716-nucleotide messenger RNA. RefSeq lists its product as uncharacterized. The record is from RefSeq and is a predicted model, not a curated record. The transcript is spliced from 7 exons. Lineage: Eukaryota; Metazoa; Arthropoda; Insecta; Lepidoptera; Nymphalidae. Bases 740 to 2686 code for a protein of 648 amino acids.
AUAGCAAUAUAUAAUGUGUACAAAAUUUAUAAGUGGCCAAAAAUAAACUGAUAGUUGGAGAACUAAAAAUGAAAAGUCCUUGAGAACUAGUCUCGUGGGGAGUGCGCCUACGUCACUGACGGGAUUUUUGUAGGUAUGUAUAUCACUAGCAAUGGCCCGAUUGGCCAACAAAGCCUUGUCGGCGGCCAUUUUGUUCGAUGCUGAGUCACCAAAAGGUGAAAAAUGUACAUGAAUUAAUGCGCACUCCCCACGAGACUAUACAACGGUAUUGGGCAUUUCCCUCGUGAACACAAAAUUUGGGUUUCAUGUUCCCUCGACCGCAGCGUGGAAACGAAAAUAUUUUUUUCUGCGGAUAACAAAGUUGUUUCAGCAUUAUUAUGACUUUAAUUGAAUUUUUAUAUGCCGGGUAAAUACUUCAUUUAAAAGUUAGAAACGUCAAGACGGAAGUUUACAUCGCAGUCCUAGUUGCCGAGAUCCUCGAGCAGACGCGUAAUCCAAUUGGCGACUUCAAUGAGAUUAUAAAAAACACUGAUAACAAUUAAACAACCGGAAGUGUGUGCUGUGAAUCGCUAAUCUGUCAAAUAGUGAGUGAUAAUUUGAUGUUGUGUACAUCAGUUCCAAUGUUUACGAUGUGUGAUUGAAGGUGCACAGUAACACGAUGUAGGCGGGAGUCAGAGUAACGUGAAACUGUAAAACUGUAGUGCCAAACAUUAAAUCAAGUGCAUUUUUCUGCACCAUAAUGACAGAACUUAACAAUGUCAAGAUAAAAACGGAGCGACCUGAUGAAGCCGAAAUCAGGGAACUGGCCGCUAAAAUGGUAGAAGCUAACAAAGCUAAAGCACUGGCUGCUUCAGUAGCCGCCGCGCGGCCUCAACCCGGAGCGCUCUUGGGAGCUCCGACUACGGCUGUCGGUGGUCAAAUGGGCAUUCUUAACUUCCUCACCAGAAAACCAGGCACCCAACAAACAUCAGAACAACGACCGACAUCAGACGACAAGAAGACACCAGCACCUGAUGAAGCUAGCUGGAAAGGUCACUUUGGUUGGGAUAUGCUUGGUAAAUGUCACAUACCAUACAUAUAUCGAUCAGGGGAGAAAUACGUGGCGGUUCGAAUGGUGGAGAUCAAACUUCUCAACAAGUACCUAAACUAUCUCCACGCUGACAUCUACUCCUGUACGUGUAUACGAAGUUACUACAUAACGGAGAUCGAGGCUCGACUACUCAACGAGAUCAACAACAGGCAUUGUGAUGGACAGUUUGGUCGUGAACCGUUUACGCAGAAGGACUUGGUAGUGAGGUUAUUAGACGCUUAUGAAUUUUAUAAUUUCUUAGACGUGUGUUACAACAAACUCUUACGUGGUACAACGAAUAACAAGGACAAGUGUGGCUUUAUUAGGAUAAACAAGGAGUCCGUAGUGCCAUACACAGUGCGGGAUGGACAGAAGUUUGUACCCUUAUUUUACUUUGAAGGCGAAACGGACAAUUUAAAGUUGAAGGCUGAUCAGUUAAAAGGUUGGGAUUUGUCCUAUUUGAAGUUCUGUUGUAAGGUGCAAGGUAUAAGAAAUGAAUUAUUUGCAAGUGAGACAUGUUCAGUGAUCAGUUUAACGGACAUUAAAAGUUAUUUUCCACCGGGCACUGAGUUUGAAGAGUACUGGCCUAACAAAGUUGUUGAUUCGCAGCUGCUGAUCUCUGCAAAGGGUUCAGUGUCUGGCGGUGGUCAGUGGACGAGAGCUCCGCCAGCGCCGCCACCGGGCGCGGUAAGCGGAGUGGUUGGUAGUGGUGUGUCCCUCGGCGUCACCAAUGUGAGCGCGUCUCGAGGCAGGCGGCCUACUCAGCGACACUCGGCCGCUUCGUCGGCCAUGCAGAUGCCUCACGCUGGCAUAUCCGCAGCCGCCGUACAGGCCCUCGCGAACGGCUGGAAUCUGCCCGGAGCGCUGACGCAAGCGCAGACGCAACAAGUCAUCAGGCUUGCACAGGCUCAAGUGGCGCAAGCGCAGGCCGCAGCGCGCUACAACAGCGCGGCGAUCGCGGCCGCCGCCGUCGCCAUGCCGCAGCACCGCUCGCAGCACAACCGGAACGUGCAGUUUCCGAACAGUGCAAUAACAAUGGCGAUGGGCCAGCAGCCGCCCCCACCUCUGGUGAGGAGUACGGCGAACACCACCACCAUGAAUGUUCCACCACAAGUCACUGGGUCAAUGAAUGGCCACUCAACCUCUCACUCCAUCGACACUCGCAAAAGGCUAACACCGAUACCAGACAUCAGUAUAAGUGGCAACCAUACGCCGUAUAAGGUACAAAAAGCAGUUGUAGAAAACACGAUGGUCCCCUGUAUCAACGCCAAGCCGUACCAGUACUCUGAGCUGCUGAUGACGCUGCCUGACCUCGCCAGCCACUUCUUCCCGCGCGUGUCGCUCACCACAUGUCGCGCCAUGCUCGACGCGCUGGGCCUCACACUCUUUAGGCCUAACACAACUCAACUUCAAGUACUACGAAACUCAGGCAAGUGUAAAUCCGCAGCGGCCGGCGAGAAUGGCAUGGCAUUGGUUCAAAUUCGAGAUGUGAUGCAGCACAUGUUGCAGUUCAAGUAUAUGAUGAGGUCGGGCCUCGCCGACGAGCCUCCGCACCAGCCACCGCGGCCUGCGCACGCGCCGCCCUCCUCCCACGCAAAACGAGCUAGAGCCAAUUAAUAUGCCAGUCAAUAUUCAAAAUAAAUGAAUUUCGGUGAAUGAGUGAUCGAACUAUAUAAAAAAAGUCGACAUUCAGAUCUGAAUAUAAUCUAAUGCAAAACAUUAUCAGUAUACAGAGCAUAAACUCGGGAUUAUAUCUGAAAAAAAAAAUGUUGAAUAAAUUUGAAUUGAACAAUCUAUCCCAAGUGAAAUUUGUGCGUAAUCAAUAAUGGUCUUAAAAUUAUUUUCACUACUUGCAGAACAGUUUAAAGAUAUGCUGAGAUAUUGUAAGACAUAUCAAGCAUAUUAUAUUCGAUGUAAGAUGUGUGAAAUUUAGUCCAAACAACAUUAGUGAUUCAAUCAGAAGCCGAAGAAAAGAAGAAAAUUUUAAUGAACAUUUGUGGUAAUGGCUAAUAACACUGCCAUUGUGUAAUAUAACGGUGUAAACGCGCAAACUAACGGGACAAUGGCUUACUAGUGUAUGGUGUCGAUGGGGAUUCCUUCUGUGUUGAGACUUUACAAUUGCUGUGUAUUAUAUGAUAAAAGUAAAGUCAACGUUUCAAAUUGUUUAUCAUCACAAACCACAUUAUAAUGGUAAAGUAUAUAUAUACAUAUAGUAUAUAUAAUAUUAAACACUAAUCUAGGUCAGGUCAAUUUCUAAUUUGUACAAAAUGUAUGAUACAAUGUUUAUCCCGAGUAUAAUUAAAUAAUGAUCUAUAAUAACUAUUUAAUAGAAGACUGAGAUUUUUAUUUUAUAAUUAUUUCAUAGAUCGAAGCUAUUGAUGUUGUAAACUAAUAAGAGUUUUAGUUGGUUUUAUGUUACAAGCGAGUUAAUGUUUUAUGUACCAUAUAUUAAAUAUUUACUAUGUUUUGGAGCACUUUAGCUUUAAUUCUAGUAAAUAAUGUAAAUUUUGUCUUAUUCACUGUCAACGACACUAAAUGGACGUGUUUAUACAUUUGUAUGGCUAUUGAAUUUAGUUUUAGUAAUUACGCUUUAAAUUAUCAUCACAAUUGAAAAUGAUUUCACAACAAAUUGUCACAUGUUCAAUGAGAUUGAAAGUAGACACAGUGAUUGGUACUAAUACAUCUAUGUUUAACCUGAACAUAAAAUACCUUUGUCAUAUUUUAAACUGUAAAUUAAAAAGUAUAUUGUUAUAUGAAUUAUCAUAAUAUGUACAUUAAUAAGUAUUAUAAUUUCGUGGCCGUAAUUAUUUUGUUUGUCACGUUGGUAAAUCACUAACAAAUGCACAUGCAAUGCUUUUCUAAAAUCUUAGUUAAUAUUUUUCUAUUGGAUCAGGAAUAAGAGAGCAAACAAUCUUUCUAUAUAUUAUUAAUAUUAAAAACUGCAAUGAAAAGUGCAUUUUUAAUAUAUUACAUUAUAAUAAUGUAAUAAUUGUUUGCUGUAGUUAUUAAUGUCUUGAAAUUCCUGAUUGCACCAGUGACAAAGUAUUUAAUAGAUAUAUUAAUGUAAGCUCACAUUUUUAGGUAAAUUUAGAACAGGUUCCUAUAGUUAACUAAUAUUGGCUUUGUCAGGGCUUCAUCAUAUUAAUCAAACAUUUAAUAAGUGGUUGUAAUAAGCCAAUUUUUAAAAUUAUAUUGGUAAAAUUAAAAGAUGUUUUUAAGUGAAUUUGAAAUUUAUAUAUCGAAAUUGGAAUUGAAUGAACUAUAUCUAGGAAAAAAUAAAAAAUAAUGCCAACAUGACCAAUUACUGAAUAUUAUAAUGUCAAGUAAUAUUAAACAUAAUGAAGCUUUGACUCAUCAGUAAGUUCAGGCAACGUCUGAAAUAGGUUCGGUAACUACACAAUUUUUAUUUAUUUUGGUGUAAGUUAGUCUAGACAUAUAAGAUUGCUUCAUGUUAUGAAGUUCAAACUUGAUAUAAAUUACCUUAUGCUAAUGCAGAGCUGUGUAAAUUGCUAAAUUAUUUAUGGUGUAGAUUUAAGAAACAGUAUUUGAUAUGUUAUCACAUUUAAAACGCAAUAGAUAUCCAGAUUGCAAUGUCGUUUGUAGAGUCUUUGACUCUGUAUUACAGAAUAAAAGGAUUCUUUAUUAAA